Molecule: messenger RNA, 11289 nt
Organism: Mya arenaria
Lineage: Eukaryota; Metazoa; Mollusca; Bivalvia; Myida; Myidae
Exons: 5
Coding region: 159-8303 (2714 amino acids)
Source: RefSeq, a predicted model, not a curated record
CGGAGCUACUCUGGGAAUCGCGUCGUGUCAAUUGGUUUCUUAUCAGUGUAGAAUAAAUAUCCGUUUGUGUCCUAAGAAAUACAUUUAAAGACGAUCGUGGAAGCUAUGAGAUGGGAGUGUGCUGUUGAAAUUAGAAGGGAUACAAAAACAAAGUAAUUAUGGGAAAUUCCUUGAAAAGGACGAGAGGAAAAAAAGAACGUUUUGACGAGCUAGCUGCUAGUGGAGAGGCCGAGAAUUUACAGCACCAGCAACAGGCAGAUGAAGCUUUAAGAGCUGCCUCGACGAGUAAACACCACGCGCAGAUAGAGAAACAUACAAUUGUGUGUACAACAGCCAUUGAAGAUGCUGCGGGUCGAGGAAUAGAGCGUAUUGAUGAGGACACAGAAGCACACAAACGAGACAUUGAGGCACUAGCUACUAGAAAGAAGGCCGAGAUUUCACAGCAUCAGCAGCAACGGCAGCAGGAGGAUGAAGCCAUCAGAGCUGCCUCGACGAGUAAACACCACGCGCAGAUAGAGAAACAUACAAUUGUGUGUACAACAGCCAUUGAAGAUGCUGCGGAUCGAGGAAUAGAAUGUAUCGAUGAGGACGUAGAAGCACACAAGCGAGACUUUGACCUACUAGCAAAUAUGAGGAAGGCCGAGCUUUUACAGCAGCAGCAGGAGGUGGAUGAAGCCUUCAGAACGGACCUAAAAGAAACUCUACGUAAAUACCAUUUAAAACACAACUCGUUCCUUUCGCUUGGACCGUUCUUUUCUUCGGAUGAUUCACGUCUGAAGGAUUUUUACGUUCCUCCAACGCUGUCUGAGGUUUUACAACAACGGAUAAGCAAGGAGAAUGGACCAAGGGAACAUAAAACACGUCCUAUUACAUCCCUUGAACAACUGUUGACACCUGCUGAUACAACGAAGCAAUUUACAAUCAUAACCGCGAAUGCUGGUGUUGGUAAAACAUCGUUUUGUAAAUUUAUAGCUGUUUUGUGGUGCGCGUCACAUGGCCACGAGACGGAUACAAUCAGCACAUUCAAAGAGAGGUUUGACAUUCCUUUUGAGUCUUUAGAAAAAAUACCCUAUCUUCUCUACAUUCCGAUGAGGAGUAUUCCACAAGGCCGCACCCAUUCCAUUGAAAAACUUAUAUUUGAUCAUUUAGAAAAUGUGAUUGGAUACCUUAAGCAAGACCGAGACAAGUUAAGAAGAGUUUUCAUGAACGAACGUUGUUUGGUCAUCUUAGAUGGAAUGGACGAGUCUUCCUUGUCAACGCUUGUCCCAGCAAUGGCCAAACGGAAGUACAGCAUUAUAAUUACAUGUCGCCCAUGGAAACUCGCAGAUAUGGAAUUACCGAAGUACACGCAUAUAAAUAUUGACGAUCUCAGUAACAGUUCACAAAAAAACCUGUUUGAACACGUGAAUAAACUCUUAAACGCAUAUAAUUCAACCACAUUUGAAGUUAAGAACUUCUUAGCAACUUUAGAGGCUAAGAAACUGCAGCCACUUUCCUCCAACACGCUCGUGGGUCUGCAACUAUACUGUCUCUGGUAUGACCAACGUAUGGACGACGAAACAUCAGAAAAUAACAAAACAAGAAUGACGCUUGGACCAACAAGAUCACACAUCUAUGCAGCCAUAUUAGAAAAGAUGUUCAGUCUAGAAAUGAAAAAGACAAAAGACUUUUCAGAACGUCAACAAAAUAAAAUUUCCACACAAAGACCUCUUCCUAAAUGCUUUGAGGGACGGAAGUUGUGUAAAGCAAAAUCCUGUUUGAUUUAUGAAACAGGCAAGAUUGCUCUUAAGAUGUUAGUUAACUCGAAGAUCGAGUUUGAUGAGGAAACCAUGCAUUCGUUACUAGAUGGGCAAUUUCUUUUAGAUUCAGGAAUCAUUUCAGCCUAUAUGUCACACAAGUGCAGUAUUGAAAACAAAGUGUACCAUUUUCUACACAAAACCUACCAGGAAAUGUUUGCAGCAAUAUAUAUUUCGUCACUGAAUUUCAAGAGCGAAGACUGGCUUGCGCUGGAGGACAACUUCAAUACUGUAUUUUCACCGGACAUAAUGUCAUUCUUGUGCGUGAUGAAUUACGAGCAGGGCCGGCGAUGUUCGGAAAUAUUCGGCAACAUAGAGCGGGAGUUUUACAGAGAAGACGCAUUUUAUGCCAAUGAGAUAAUCGAGUACCAAGACACCGUGCAACUGGCGUACAACGAAUGUGUGAACAAUGGUGUGUCAGAGCCGCAACUUACGUUAAGACAUGUAGAGUUGAAUAGGGAAAACGCUGCGUCAAUCGGUCCACUCUUGCAACAAAACCUUAGCGGACUUUAUUCGUGUGUUAUUGAAUGUUCCGAAGGAUACCCUGCUAAUACAAGCAUUACAAGCAUGGAACAACUUCACACAUUAUGCAUAUCGAGUAAAGAAGAGGGCAAUGCUUCUCGUCAAAGUAUUCCAACAUUGUUUCCUAACAAAUUAACAUUUCUUUGUCUAUUCGAUUUGAACAUAGAAACGGAUAAUCUAAACCUGGCCUCUUGUGGAAAUAUCAAAGUAAUCAUUCUGCUAAACCUCCGCCUUCGGCAUGUGACGAUCGCCCCGACUCAGCUAGAGACGUUCUUGGUCGCUAUCGAGGAUAACAUACGAGAGAACAUACCGCCUAUGGAGGUGACAUUCGCACACGGGAGACGGUUUACAAACAAAUUAAAGAAGCUCCGUCUUGACAACGUUACUUUAAAUGAAACACUUAAUAUACAGCAUUGUGAUCAACUACAAGAACUAUGGCUGGACACGUUAACAUUUUCUGACGACUUCCACCUGGACCUGUCCUCAUUCACGCACCUUUCUGUGGUAGAUCUUAGAAACCUCCGCCUCAGGCAUGUGACCAUCGCCCCGACCCAGCUAGAGAAGUUCUGGGUCUCUAUCAAGGAUAACAUACGAGAGAACAUACCGCCUAUGGAGGAGACAUUAUCACACGGGAGACAGUUUACAAACACAUUAAAGAAGCUCAGUAUUGACAACGUUACUUUAAAUGAAACACUUAAUAUACAGCAUUGUGAUCAACUACAAGAACUAUGGCUGGACACGUUAACAUUUUCUGACGACUUCCACCUGGACCUGUCCUCAUUCACGCACCUUUCUGUGGUAGAUCUUAGAAACCUCCGCCUUAGGCAUGUGACCAUCGCCCCGACCCAGCUAGAGACGUUCUGGGUCUCUAUCAAGGAUAACAUACGAGAGAACAUACCGCCUAUGGAGGUGACAUUAUCACACGGGAGACAGUUUACAAACACAUUAAAGAAGCUCAGUCUUGACAACGUUACUUUAAAUGAAACACUUAAUAUACAGCAUUGUGAUCAACUACAAGAACUAUGGCUGAAAACAAUAACAUUUUCUGACGACUUCCACCUGGACCUGUCCUCAUUCACGCACCUUUCUGUGGUAUUUCUUCUAAACCUCCGCCUUCGGCAUGUUACCAUCGCCCCGACCCAGCUAGAGAAGUUCUUGGUCUCUAUCAAGGAUAACAUACGGGAGAACACACCGCCUAUGGAGGUGACAUUCGCACACGGGAAACAGUUUACAAACACAUUAAAGAAGCUCCGUCUUGUCAACGUUACUUUAAAUGAAACACUUAAUAUACAGCAUUGUGAUCGACUACAAGAACUAUGGCUGAAAACAAUAACAUUUUCUGACGACUUCCACCUGGACCUGUCCUCAUUCACGCACCUUUCUGUGGUAUUUCUUCUAAACCUCCGCCUUCGGCAUGUUACCAUCGCCCCGACCCAGCUAGAGAAGUUCUUGGUCUCUAUCAAGGAUAACAUACGGGAGAACACACCGCCUAUGGAGGUGACAUUCGCACACGGGAAACAGUUUACAAACACAUUAAAGAAGCUCAGUCUUGACAACGUUACUUUAAAUGAAACACUUAAUAUACAGCAUUGUGAUCAACUACAAGAACUAUGGCUGGACACGUUAACAUUUUCUGACGACUUCCACCUGGACCUGUCCUCAUUCACGCACCUUUCUGAGGUAGUUCUUCAAAACCUCCGCCUCAGGCAUGUGACCAUCGCCCCGACCCAGCUAGAGAAGUUCUGGGUCGCUAUCAAGGAUAACAUACGAGAGAACAUACCGCCUAUGGAGGUGACAUUAUCACACGGGAGACAGUUUACAAACACAUUAAAGAAGCUCAGUCUUGACAACGUUACUUUAAAUGAAACACUUAAUAUACAGCAUUGUGAUCAACUACAAGAACUAUGGCUGGACACGUUAACAUUUUCUGACGACUUCCACCUGGACCUGUCCUCAUUCACGCACCUUUCUGAGGUAGGUCUUAGAAACCUCCGCCUCAGGCAUGUGACCAUCGCCCCGACCCAGCUAGAGAGGUUCUGGGUCUCUAUCAAGGAUAACAUACGAGAGAACAUACCGCCUAUGGAGGUGACAUUCGCACACGGGAGACAGUUUACAAACACAUUAAAGAAGCUCAGUCUUGACAACGUUACUUUAAAUGAAACACUUAAUAUACAUCAGUGUGAUCAACUACAAGAACUAUGGCUGGACACAUUCACAUUUUCUGACGACUUCCACCUGGACCUGUCCUCAUUCACGCACCUUUCUGAGGUAGUUCUUCAAAACCUCCGCCUCAGGCAUGUGACCAUCGCCCCGACCCAGCUAGAGAAGUUCUGGGUCUCUAUCAAGGAUAACAUACGAGAGAACAUACCGCCUAUGGAGGUGACAUUAUCACACGGGAGACAGUUUACAAACACAUUAAAGAAGCUCUGUCUUGACAACGUUACUUUAAAUGAAACACUUAAUAUACAGCAUUGUGAUCAACUACAAGAACUAUGGCUGGACACGUUAACAUUUUCUGACGACUUCCACCUGGACCUGUCCUCAUUCACGCACCUUUCUGAGGUAGAUCUUCGAAACCUCCGCCUCAGGCAUGUGACCAUCGCCCCGACCCAGCUAGAGAAGUUCUGGGUCUCUAUCAAGGAUAACAUACGAGAGAACAUACCGCCUAUGGAGGUGACAUUCGCACACGGGAGACGGUUUACAAACACAUUAAAGAAGCUCAGUCUUCACUAUGUUACUUUAAAUGAAACACUUAAUAUACAGCAGUGUGAUCAACUGCAAAAACUACGGCUGGACACGUUAACAUUUUCUGACGACUUCCGCCUGGACCUGUCCUCAUUCACGCACCUUUCUGCGGUAGUACUUGGAAACCUCCACCUCAGGCAUGUGACCAUCGACCCUACCCAGCUGGAGAAGUUCUGGGUCUAUAUCAAGGAUAACAUGCGAGAGAACACACCGCCUAUGGAGGUGACAUUCGCACACGGGAGACGGUUUACAACCACAUUAAAGAUUCUCAGUCUUGACAACGUUACUUUAAAUGAAACACUUAAUAUACAGCAGUGUGAUCAACUACAAAAACUAUGGCUGGACACAUUAACGUUUUCUGACGACUUCCACCUGGACCUGUCCUCAUUCACGCACCUUUCUGAGGUAGAUCUUCGAAACCUCCGCCUCAGGCAUGUGACCAUCGCCCCGACUCAGCUAGAAAAGUUCGUUGUCUUUAUCAAGUAUAACAUACGAGAGAACAUACCGCCUAUGGAGGUGACAUUCGCACACGGGAGACAGUUUACAAACACAUUAAAGGAGCUCUGUCUUGUCAACGUUACUUUAAAUGAAACACUUAAUAUACAGCAGUGUGAUCAACUACAAAAACUAUGGCUAAACACAUUAACAUUUUCUGACGACUUCCACCUGGACCUGUCCUCAUUCACGCACCUUUCUGAGGUAGAUCUUCGAAACCUCCGCCUCAGGCAUGUGACCAUCGCCCCGACCCAGCUGGAGAAGUUCUGGGUCGCUUUCAAGGAUAACAUACGAGAGAACAUACCGCCUAUGGAGGUGACAUUCGCACACGGGAGACAGUUUACAAACACAUUAAAGAAGCUCUGUCUUGACAACGUUACUUUAAAUGAAACACUUAAUAUACAGCAGUGUGAUCAACUACAAGAACUAUGGCUGAACACAUUAACGUUUUCUGACGACUUCCACCUGGACCUGUCCUCAUUCACGCACCUUUCUGAGGUAGAUCUUCGAAACCUCCGCCUCAGGCAGGUGACCAUAGACCCGACCCAGCUGGAGAAGUUCUGGGUCGCUUUCAAGGAUAACAUACGAGAGAACAUACCGCCUAUGGAGGUGACAUUCGCACACGGGAGACAGUUUACAAACACAUUAAAGAAGCUCAGUCUUGACAACGUUACUUUAAAUGAAACACUUAAUAUACAGCAGUGUGAUCAACUACAAGAACUAUGGCUGGACACAUUCACAUUUUCUGACGACUUCCACCUGGACCUGUCCUCAUUCACACACCUUUCUGAGGUACUUCUUCAAAACCUACGCCUUCGGCAUGUCACCAUCGCCCCGACCCAGCUAGAGAAGUUCUGGGUCUUGAUCACAGAUAACAUACGAGAGAACACACCGCCUAUGGAGGUGACAUUAUCACACGGGAGACAGUUUACAAACACUUUAAAGGAGCUCAGUCUUGUCAACGUUACUUUAAAUGAAACACUUAAUAUACAGCAGUGUGAUCAACUACAAAAACUAUGGCUAAACACAUUAACAUUUUCUGACGACUUCCACCUGGACCUGUCCUCAUUCACGCACCUUUCUGAGGUAGAUCUUCGAAACCUCCGCCUCAGGCAUGUGACCAUCGCCCCGACCCAGCUGGAGAAGUUCUGGGUCGCUUUCAAGGAUAACAUACGAGAGAACAUACCGCCUAUGGAGGUGACAUUCGCACACGGGAGACAGUUUACAAACACAUUAAAGAAGCUCUGUCUUGACAACGUUACUUUAAAUGAAACACUUAAUAUACAGCAGUGUGAUCAACUACAAGAACUAUGGCUGAACACAUUAACGUUUUCUGACGACUUCCACCUGGACCUGUCCUCAUUCACGCACCUUUCUGAGGUAGAUCUUCGAAACCUCCGCCUCAGGCAGGUGACCAUAGACCCGACCCAGCUGGAGAAGUUCUGGGUCGCUUUCAAGGAUAACAUACGAGAGAACAUACCGCCUAUGGAGGUGACAUUCGCACACGGGAGACAGUUUACAAACACAUUAAAGAAGCUCAGUCUUGACAACGUUACUUUAAAUGAAACACUUAAUAUACAGCAGUGUGAUCAACUACAAGAACUAUGGCUGGACACAUUCACAUUUUCUGACGACUUCCACCUGGACCUGUCCUCAUUCACACACCUUUCUGGGGUACUUCUUCAAAACCUACGCCUUCGGCAUGUCACCAUCGCCCCGACCCAGCUAGAGAAGUUCUGGGUCUUGAUCACAGAUAACAUACGAGAGAACACACCGCCUAUGGAGGUGACAUUAUCACACGGGAGACAGUUUACAAACACUUUAAAGGAGCUCAGUCUUGUCAACGUUACUUUAAAUGAAACACUUAAUAUACAGCAGUGUGAUCAACUACAAAAACUGCAGUUGGACACAUUAACGUUUUCUGACGACUUCCACCUGGACCUGUCCUCAUUCACACACCUUUCUGAGGUACUUCUUCAAAACCUACGCCUUCGGCAUGUCACCAUCGCCCCGACCCAGCUAGAGAAGUUCUGGGUCUUUAUCACAGAUAACAUACGAGAGAACACACCGCCUAUGGAGGUGACAUUAUCACACGGGAGACAGUUUACAAACACAUUAAAGAAGCUCAGUCUUGUCAACGUUACUUUAAAUGAAACACUUAAUAUACAGCAGUGUGAUCAACUACAAAAACUGCAGUUGGACACGUUAACAUUUUCUGAUAACUUUCACCUGGACCUGUCCCCCUUUACGGACCUCUCUUUACUUAUACUACAUAACCACCGCCUCCAGCGUGUGACCAUCGCCACGGUCCCGCGGGAGAAUUUCUGGUUAUCCAUCAAAAUGAUCAUGCAAGAGAACACACCGCCUAUGGAGGAAACAUUCGCACACGGGAAACAUUUUGCACACAAAUUACGAGAGCUCCGUCUGCAUAAUGUUACUUUAAAUGAAACACUUCAUAUACAGCAGUAUGACAAACUACAGCAACUGCGGUUGGGCACAUUAUUACUUCCUGACAACAGUAGCAUUGGUCUGUUCUCAUUCACGGACCUCGCGGUGGUAACACUACAGAACCUCGGCCUCCAUCAUUUGAUCAUCGUCCCGGACAAGCUCGAGAAAUCAUGGGUGCUUGUCAACAAUAACAUUUCGAAGUUGAUACCAAACAUUAUAGAAGCGUUACAGAGUGACGAACAAUUUACAAAUAUAUCUCAAAUAUAUCGCUCUGCGGGAUUCGCGUACAUUAGGUAAGUCAUUCAAAUAAACACAAGUUUGUAGCUACAUCAGUUGACCCUCAGUUUUAUUUAAAACGUGUUGAUAUUGAAAAAGUAGGAGUGUUAUUUAAAAUGCUAGAUUGUACGAGGGGUGAUCGGGAAGUUCGUAGAAUGUUCGUAGAAUGUCCGUAUAACUUCCUUAUUAUUUGUGUCAUUACUAUGAAAAUUUAAAAAAAAAACUAUGAUUAACAUCAUCUCAUAAGCGUAGAGUUGAAAUACAAAAACAUUUUGUAUUAUUCGCUGAAUUAUAAGUGUCCAUAGCAACCCGCUUCGGCAUACCCGGGCACCUAAAAAAUUAUGCACUUUCCAACAUUGAUUAAAUUUAUUACUUCCGCAUUUUAAUGCGUUUUCUUUUGCGGACGACUUCGCGAAAUCGUCUGCUGUCCAACGUCGUUUAUGACGUUACUUCCUGAAAUUGUGACGUUUGUCGUUGUUUCCUGUUGAAAGAUAUAAGCAUUUUUAACGGCGUUGUCACUAACCGAAUUUUAAAACCAUGACGCCAACGGGCGACGUCGUGUAAAUGGCAGCCAUUAAAUUUUGCGUGGGGUCAGACAAGACACCAAGUAAAACGUUGAAGAUGUCACAGAGUUCCAGUACAACCAAUAAAUGCAGUAGGGCGCUUGUCUUUAAGUCGCACCGACGGUUUCCGGAAGGAAGAUGCUCUAUAGAAGACGAUCAACGAUAUGGCCGGCCGUCUAAGGUGAAAUGUGUACAGUGACAGGCGAAACACUUUGAGAAGUUUAGCUUCUGAAAUAGAUGUUUCCACUUCUACAGUGCAUGCAAUUUUGAAAACAGAAAUAGGCAUGUCUGAAGUGUUCGCGCGCUGGAUGCAGAGACUCCUUAAGGAUCAUGAGCGGGCAACAAGGGUUCACUGUUCGUAAGAGUUCGUCCGCCGGUAUGAGCAUGAAGGCGAAGAAUUUCUCGACUGCAUAGUUACAACCGACGAAACUUGGUUAUGGAACUUCGACCCGAAGACGAAAGCCCAUUCCUGUAUAUGGAAAACCCAGGGGACCCCUCCCCAUGCUCCUAAAGCACCAGGUUCCCGAUGGCCAGACAGUGGCCGCUAGUUACUAUUCGAAGGUAAGCAGAUUAACAUUUUAAAAAUUAUUUUAACAAUUAAAAUAUACAAAGAAAUUAAAAAAUAUUAGAAUUUAAUGUAAACAAAAAUUAUCAAAAUGCAGUGUUUUGGCGUUACUGUCAAGAUUCCAAAUUUGACUUAAUUUUAUAACUUUUAAGAAGAAACGCCCAAAUCUCGACCUCAAGCGCAUAAUAUUCCAACAAGAUAACAUUCCAGGACACAGAGCAAACUCAAGCCUCCUUGAAAUCAACUUGCUUGGUUUUGAAAUUCUUCAGCAUCCACCCUACGGCCCCCAUGGAUUUCAGAGUUCAGCCGGAAACCAAUGCAGUGCUACGGAGCGUGCGAGGACGCCAGUGAGCUUCGUAUGUAUACGCAAAAUGUUGUUUCGUCAUACGACAGUGAAUGGUUCAGCUAUACCUACACUAUAUGGUGACAGAUACAUAGAAAAUGCAUUCAAAUCCGCGUUGAUUACGUUGAAAAAGUGUGACUGAAUCUCUGACGUUAUCAUGACGUCGCUUGUUGUACUUUGGCUUGCUCCGGGUAUUUACAUGUAUAUAGUAAUGUAUAAAAAAACAUUCUACCAAUAGUCUACGAACUUCCCGAUCACCCUCGUAUAAUAUAUAGAUAUUGCUAAUAGUACGUGUCAAUCUUGUAAUGUGUUUUAAGUCAUCUUUUUUAAUAAAACAUGUAUUCAGAAAUUGUACAAAGACACACGCUAUAAACUAACUAUUUUAUACAUCCAACAUGUUAAAAACCACUGAAUAUUUAUGCCAAGAUAUGUUAAUAUAGUUAAAUAAACUCGCUGUAUUCAGCAUAUACAGUUGUAUACAGAGCUUUUAAAGAUGCACUCUUACUCCCAAACAAGAUGUAUUACAAGUAAAACAAUAGCUUUAAUUUACCCAAAAGCAUUUAUAAAUAUCGAGAACAAUAGUUCUUAUGAAGGAUGCUGUGUUUAAUUUGAAAGACAGAUCUAUGCAGAAAACACGGUAUUUAUACUAUUUGAAAUGAUAGCUGAUCACUGUAGAUCGUUUAGCACUCACAAAUCAUUUAAUAUUUGUGCGUUUUCAGCUAUUAAAUACACGUUUACAAUCUUUUUAUCAGUAAUUAUUACUUUCCAUGAAUGCAUUAUUAAAUAAGUAUUGAAAGGUUUAGCACCCAAAUGUUAUGUUUGUUACACAUGUGUAUGUAAUAAUAUUUAAUAAAAGUGUCACUUUAAAAUUAGAAAACAAUUUACUAUGUUGCUUAAAACAUUUUUGAGAAUCAUUUUAUUGGAAUUACAUAACUCGUUACAAUGUUAAAUACAUCCCAAAUCUAAAGAGGUCAUGCAUGUAAGUGGGAAAAAAUACAAUAACUAUUGACAUAUGAAAGUCUGUUUUACAUACAAGUAUUUUGUUUAGAACCUAAUUGAUCCAUAUGUAUGAUUUCAUUUCAAUAUGCCAUAAUUUAUGCUCAAAUGCUAAAUGUUCUUUCAUUUCAUGUACUCUGAAAUCGCCAUGUUUUGUGAGCAUGUAUUAUUUCUAGUCAAUGAUCAAGGGUCAUUUUAACCCAAUUCAAUGUAUUAAUAAGGUUGAAUAUUUAAACUGGAAGACAAUAAUGUUCUGUUCUUUGUUCUGUUGAUAAUCUUGCGCAUGCAUGUUCUUGUGUUACAUUAAAGUUUUGUGUGCACAAUAUUUUCAGUUACCAUAAAGAGUAAUAUACGUGAUCGCUCUUUAAUCUGUAUGUUUAGUUUGUAUAUUUAGAUACAUUCAAGGAACUAUAAUUGUAAAAUAUGUUGAAACUAGUUUUUUGCAUUUCAUGAAAUUAAUAUAGAGUUUUGUAUAUCAUAAAAUAAAUUGAGAAUUGGUUUAAUAUGUAUGCAUUAUCUGCAAUAAAGUUAUUAGAUAUC